This is a messenger RNA of Annulohypoxylon maeteangense, 1289 nucleotides long. Its product is annotated as DUF636 domain protein. NCBI's taxonomy places the organism in Eukaryota, Fungi, Ascomycota, Sordariomycetes, Xylariales, Hypoxylaceae. Bases 594 to 1001 code for a protein of 135 amino acids. Gene Ontology annotation, molecular function: carbon-sulfur lyase activity. The record is from RefSeq and is a predicted model, not a curated record. The transcript is spliced from 3 exons.
CAGUAAUAGGACGCAUACCCCGCUACCUAACUGACAACCCUUCCUCCUUUAAGCUAUCAACUAUCAACCCCACCGGCAAGGAACCGAAGCUCUCUACCCCGGAGAAGGUGAAAGAAACAAUAGUUCUAGGGAUAGUUAACUAACUGACUACAUGUAAUGUUUCGUUACUAAUAACGGAUACAUAAACCUGUCUCCGGUUGGCUAUACAUAUGUCAGCAUGUUGAGGUACAAGGUAGUUAGUAAUCGUCAUUAUGGGAACCUGUUACACGUAAGAGUGAUAACAGAGGUGGCAUGAAUCCGCCAAUCUGGUACCAUUGAUUGCCUACUAUGCCUGCCUGCAUGCAUGGUAGAACUGGGGAGCUCUUCGAGUCGAUUAUCCUAGCUGGGCAGACUUGGUAUGUCAUAGGAGUCUUUGUGCAUGCUUCGGGUUUUACUUGACCUCCGCCUCGGUUACUAUAGCCAUCCGUCAGUUAUAUGUAUAUAUAAAGGGGUCGAGUCCUCGUUCAAGUUUCUUUUGUGAUAUUCUCCAACACAAUCACUCAUAUUCGGAAGAAGCCAUUCCUACCACACAAGAAACCAACCUCACAAGCACAAUGGGUCUCUCAGGUCACUGCCUUUGCGGCGCCGUCACGUACACCGUCGAUUCCGAUCCUCUGGUCGUUGGUUACGAUCACUGCGACGACUGCCAACGUCAGACGGGCUCUACUUACUCCCUCGUAGUCGUCGUCCCUAAGGACAAGCUAACUAUCACCGGCACGACUAAGAGCUACUCCAAGGCAGGCUCCUCCGGCAAGCCUGUCCAUCGCGUCUUCUGUCCCGAGUGCGGAUCCCCGAUCGCACACGACCCCGAGGCGGCGCCCCCAAUCAUCGCCCUAAAGGGCGGUACCCUCAGUGAAGCCGACCGGAAAGCUUUGAAGCCUGACACCGAGAUCUGGACUGUCGGCAAGCUACCUUUCUGCCAGGAACACCUCGCGAAGCCGUUCGAGCAUAUGCCCCAGUAGAGGGCUUUCGGAUCGAUUGGAUCGAAGCCAGGAUAAAAGUUUGAGCGGAGUGUUGUUCGUGGAGUAUAGGGAUACCUGGGGUUUAGAAUAUUGUCAAUUGAAAGAUAUUCAUAACUUGAAGCGCUAUUAUGUGUUCUCGGCGAAGCUUUCCCUUCAUGCUAGUUCCUUAUACAAGUACUUGUCACCUAAAGUUAGGCGAGGGAAUGAUGAUGUGAAGAUGUCUUUCGCUUCGAUCCUAAGAAUAAGGUCCGGGAAUAUCACAUCCGGCGCAAUGAGGUGAAGUUGAAU